Molecule: messenger RNA, 264 nt
Organism: Fusarium poae
Lineage: Eukaryota; Fungi; Ascomycota; Sordariomycetes; Hypocreales; Nectriaceae
Exons: 2
Coding region: 1-264 (87 amino acids)
Source: RefSeq, a predicted model, not a curated record
AUGGCGGCAUCCAAUCCCUCGGUCGCUUCAAACAAGUGUACCAAUGGUUCUUCAACUCGGCCACUGUCCCCACGUCCUGACUCCUCCACCGCCGGCGCUGGAGAUCGUGACACAAACGCUCUGAACGGCCUGCACUAUACCAACUAUCCUCCCCCCAACACCAACGAUUUGGGGAACGAACUGGAUGAUAUUUACGACAAGUCGGAGAAGCUCCCUGCUCAAAUGCAGCACGGACUGCCCAAUAAGAAACAGGCCAAAAAAUAG